UCCCCCCCUCCCCCCCUCCCCCCUCUUGAAGAUUUUAAUAAUUCAUCUAUAGCUUCUUAUUCAUUGCUUUCUCUGGAUUACAAAGAAUUUCGUGCUCAAAGAGUUGUGAUGCCUUGGUUCAUGAAUCUUAAGAUACGAACUAUCUUUUAUGCUAUUUCUCUAUGGUAAUAAACUCUAUGCCUUGGAGUUGUGAUUCUUGAUCGCCUUUAUUCUCUCCUUUUUUUGGGACUCUCUAUGGUGUCCAUCUUAUUGGAGAGGAGGUUCAAGGAAUGUGAGGUGAGCGGUAACUUUGAUUUAUUAAUUAAAUUCAUUUAUACUUAAUCCACUUUGUUGUAGCGCGCAGGUCAUAAGUAAUUGAAAGCUGAUAGCUAUUAGUGCCUAUCUAGCCUACGUGCUCGGGUUCGAGGAAGCCGUGCGCGGAAAAAUUUCAUGGCUCUUCUGAAGUUCAAUCCAAGUAGGAUGGGCAUGACAGUUACACUGGUAAAGGAGGCACUUGGUGCACAUAAUUUUCUACAAGAUAAUGAUGAGAAAGUGCAAUCUGCCCCUGCACAGGUUCAGCAAAGGUUCCUAGGUGUACCAGACAAAGAUAUACAGUUCUCAGCAACAGGUGCAGUCAAGGGCCAUAAGGUGCUGAAACAAGUAGAUUCAACUGGGGAUUCAGACGAUAAUGUAGUUUCUGUGCCCACAUCCAAAGGUGGAAUUAGAAGGAAACAUCAUCGAGCUUGGACUCUCUCUGAGGUUAUGAAGCUAGUUCAGGGUGUAUCUAGGUAUGGGGCUGGAAGGUGGUCUGAGAUCAAACGGCUUGCAUUUGCAUCCUAUUCGUAUCGCACCUCCGUUGAUCUCAAGGAUAAAUGGAGGAAUCUACUGAAAGCUAGCCUUGCACAGAUAUCUUCAAAUAAAGGGAUAAAUUCCCGAAAAAAUGUCACUUCAAUGCGGAUUCCUGAACCCAUUUUAUUGAGAGUUAGAGAGCUUUGCUGAGAUGCAGUCACAGGUUCCACCGAAUCUAAGCUCAAGCAAGGUGGCUGGAAAUAGUGUACAUGAAAAACAAUCAGGGUGCUUAUAACAUUGUAACUUGUAGAUUUUAGUUGUAUAAUUUGCAAAUAAACGCACAUCAGUUUGUCCACAUUUUGAUGAUUGUUCUUUUGCUGCUGCCUCUUAUGGUGGCUGGUGGUGGUCCCAGUGAACAGUCGAUAUCUAAACAGACAGGACAACCACAUAGUCUGUAACUAGAAUUAAGCCAAGGAGAGUGAGUGGAUCAGUAAGAAAAAGUUCAUUAGUUUGAGUGCCUUA
This is a messenger RNA of Hevea brasiliensis (rubber tree), 1290 nucleotides long. RefSeq names its product developmentally-regulated G-protein 2-like. The transcript has 5 exons. Gene Ontology annotation, biological process: cytoplasmic translation. Gene Ontology annotation, molecular function: GTP binding; GTPase activity. NCBI's taxonomy places the organism in Eukaryota, Viridiplantae, Streptophyta, Magnoliopsida, Malpighiales, Euphorbiaceae. The record is from RefSeq and is a predicted model, not a curated record. The coding region runs from base 430 to 978 and encodes 182 amino acids. Gene Ontology annotation, cellular component: cytoplasm.